AUGACUUCUCAGAUGUCUACUGAGCAAGAGGAGUUGAGCGAAACCAUCAAACCAUCUUCCAUCCAACAGAGCUUGAAAAAUGUCAGUAAGUCUGUUUACACUCGAUUGCCUCAUUGGAUGCAAAACGUUUGGAAUUCGGCUUACGAAGUGGCUGCCAGAUAUUCCAUUCUCAAAGAUUUCUCAAUAGCUUUUGCUUCAUUGUCCGUGCUUCCCUUGGCAUUCUUUUUGAUAUGGGUCAUCGGUUCUCUUGUUGCCACAAUGGUUAUUGGUGUCGUUGUCUAUCUUGCGGUGAAUGGACUUGCGAUAGGCGCCGGUUUCCUAUUACUCGCCCCGAUCCUAUUCUGCUCUUUAAUAGGUGCAGCAUUGACAACUUGUCUGACCACCAGUAUCAUUCUGGUGCAACUAUUGGCUCGAGGAACAAUUUUCCGACAUAUAGCCAACAAAGCUGAAAGUGUUGAUGAGGAAAGAAUUAACUUGAAUCACGAUGGUGAUGAUUUUUUAAAUGCUGACGCCCUUGAAAAUGAUAUGUCGGAAUUUGACGAAGACGAAAAUUAUGAAAGCGUGGAACAUUUUGAGUGGGUAGAUAAAUGGCGUAUAUACUUUGGAAAACUUCUUAAACUUCCCAGAGCUCUAUUUGAUGCUUUUCGAAAAGUUAUUCUCUAUUACACCAUUAUCCUGUUUUUUAUUGGAGGUUUGGGGCGUUACGUGUUCGACGAUAAAAUGUAA
Molecule: messenger RNA, 726 nt
Organism: Acaulospora morrowiae
Lineage: Eukaryota; Fungi; Glomeromycota; Glomeromycetes; Diversisporales; Acaulosporaceae
Source: the annotation of a GenBank genome assembly